AUGGUUCCGCGAGCUUACACGAACGCGAUCGCGAUGCCGAAUUCGCGGGCCGGCGAUGGACGGGAGCGUCAGAUAGCAGCUCGUUCGGAGAAACGCGUUGCAACUACGUAUAAUACGGUCAAGAAAGUUGUGGAAAUUGAACUUGGAAAGGACGUAAUAAUUACGUCUGAAAUUGAAAAAUUGGCAAAAGCCUUAAUUCAAGACAGAACGGACCGGAAACAACUUGAAUUACAGCUCCAGCUUGAAACUGAGAAGUGUGAAAAGCUACGCCAGCAGCUUAAAAGUGAAGAAAGUGCGUGUAACUUUAAAAAAAGCCCUGGGCUUCAAAUGUUGUCGGAUGUAAAUGAACGUAACGGUAAUCGGAAAAAAGGAGGUGAACGUUAUACUAAUCAGGAGAUUUUGUUUGCGAUUGGCAUUUAUAAGCGUUCGCCAAAAUGCUAUCGUUACUUCAUUGAUUACAUGCAACUUCCAAGUGAAAGUACGCUUAAACGAGCGUUCUCAAAAAUUUCAUUGAAACCUGGAAUCAAUGAUGUAAUUUUUGGAGCUCUUUCCAAAGCAGCGAAGCGUUUAACAUCAAAAGACUUGCUUUGUAGUAUAGUAAUGGAUGAAACGAUAAUCAAGCGCCGAGCUAUUUUUAACGAAGGAAAUGACUCUGUAAUUGGAUAUCACAACGAUGGCGAAAACAUCAAACCUGAGUUGGCUGACCAUGUAACCGUUUUCAUGUUACAGACAAUUAAUUUUAAAGGUCGACAACCUCUUUCUUUUCAUUACACCAAGGGACCGAUGAGCACUUCAGUUUUAUAUGCAUUGAUCAAGAAGAUCAUCCGAUUAGUCAACGACACUGGGUUUAAAGUUGUAGCAACUGUCUGUGACCAGGGCUCCACUAAUAAAGCAGCAUUUAAAAUACUUGCGGAUGAAACACCGGACAGUUGGGAUAAAAGCUUUUUUCAACUUCCGGAACAUCCCUUGAGAAUUUAUAUUUUUUUUGACAUAUCGCAUUUAAUCAAAACCUCAAGAAAUAACUUUAGUGGAUCUAUUGAAAAUUGGACUAAAGACAAUCCGUCGAAGCAUCGGAGUGAAUACCCAGGCAAUAUCAUUGAGUUCAAGAACAGAAGAGGACAUUGGAAGGAUAUUGUCAAAGUUCACUAUGCAGACCCUGAUUCUCAUCUGAAAGAAGAGCAUAUUUAUUUAACAAAUACAUCCAAAAUGAACGUCGACUUAACUGGCCAAGUAUUAAGCUCCAGAACAGCAGAAAAAUUAAAAGCAAUCGGUUCAUCGAAUCCUAAAAAAUAUCCGACUGCUUAUGAUACCGGCAUCAUUAUCGAUGAACUCGAUAAACUUUUCGACUCGCUGAACGGUAGUAAAAUCACUGGAGUUGAUAGGAAGAUUGAGACAUCUCGAGCACCGGUUUCGUCAACUUCUUAUCAUUGGGGCUAUUGGAGUGAUAUUUUGGGACAUAUAGAUGAUUUGAAAUACUUCAGAUCGAACGGUGGCACUAAGGACAAAAUAAACACUCCAACACCAGCUGCUUUGAAAAAUAAUAUCAAGGCAGCUAUGGGUCUGUGUAGUUAUCUUUUGAACAAAGCUGACUUUGACAAAGUUAAUUUGCGAUUGGUUACGCAAGACGCCUUAGAAAAUUUGUUCGGUUUAAUUAAAAAUUUGCAAGGAUGUAACCAUAAGUUAACAGCUGAACACUUCAUGAAUGCAUUCAAAACGAAAUUGCUGACAACUUUUGCCAAGUUCCGGGUUGAAGGCUCAAACUGCGAGAAAGAAGACAUUCCAGCAAUCAUUGAACUUGAUGAUUUAUUUGCGGCAAUAAUAUCUGAAGAUUUCAGAAACAAUUGUGGUAGUGACCACUCAGAGGGACCAGAAGAGGACUCGGAUUACAUCGAUACACCACAAAUACAUCUGCAAGACAAUAAUGAAAAUUGGGAUUUAAUUUUUAAUAAUUUGUUGGGAGAAGACAUUGACAAUGACGGAAACAACUCAGCAAGUGACUUGGAGACUUCGGACUCUGUAUUUGAUUCGAUGACUAACUUCCUACAAAAAAAAUAUCGUUGCCUUUCCUGUAAAUUUAGCAUUUUCAGAGAAAAUGAAAUCGGAAUACCGGAAAUUUCUGAGACAUUGAGACGUAAUAUCAGCGAUGGUAUAAAAAUUUUCAAUGAAACUUACGUAAAUAAAUUACAUGAGCCAAAGAUUGUUGGAACCAUCACUGGAUUCAUGGAAACCUGCUUUUCUGACGAUUGGAACCGGUGUCAAGUGCAUCUAGCAAAAGAUCUGAAUAGAGAGAUUAUCAAGAAGCUGGUUAAUAGAUUGAUACGCCGAGAAAGUGAAAAAAUUAACAGGAAUAUUAUAUUGGAAGAAACACGAGCAGCCAACGCCGGUAAAAUAGCAGAGCUAAGUGGAAAAGCUAAGUGAAUUAUAACGUCAGGAUAACAUCGACACUGAAAAUGCAAGCAGACAAGGCAACGUAAAUAAUAAAGCUAAUUACGAGUUGAAUGAAAUACAAAAUCAUCAUAGAAGCCACUCCGAAGUUUCAAGCAGGAAAUAUAGCGGUUAUUAUAGUCCAGUGAAUUACAUUCAAGGAGUUUAUGAUUUAUCAAGAGUCUUCCGGCAGCUAAAAGUUAUUUGGUGACGAAACCCGAAGAAAGAUAAGUUCACAAUUAACAUACAUAUACUUUAAUAUAUUUAUAACUAACAGGGAUUUUAGUUAACACAACUUUUUCAUUUUCAGUAGAAGUAUGUAGUUAUUUUUUUCAUCGAAGGACCUACAUUUCAACUUUCAGACUUUUGACAUUCGCAGAUGACAUCAUUUAA
Messenger RNA from Cotesia glomerata, 2817 nucleotides. RefSeq lists its product as uncharacterized. The record is from RefSeq and is a predicted model, not a curated record. The transcript is spliced from 5 exons. The coding region runs from base 1 to 2418 and encodes 805 amino acids. NCBI's taxonomy places the organism in Eukaryota, Metazoa, Arthropoda, Insecta, Hymenoptera, Braconidae.